Messenger RNA from Patiria miniata (bat star), 3428 nucleotides. RefSeq names its product platelet-activating factor receptor-like. Gene Ontology annotation, molecular function: G protein-coupled receptor activity. The coding region runs from base 920 to 2272 and encodes 450 amino acids. The record is from RefSeq and is a predicted model, not a curated record. Lineage: Eukaryota; Metazoa; Echinodermata; Asteroidea; Valvatida; Asterinidae. Gene Ontology annotation, cellular component: plasma membrane. The transcript has a single exon. Gene Ontology annotation, biological process: G protein-coupled receptor signaling pathway.
UUCAAAUUAAACUUGCAGAGUGAAAGUGACCACAUACAUGCAUGUACAUGUCAGUUUCGAUGCAGUGCACCCUGUAAAAGUAUUUAAAUCGAACACUUGCUCUUCGAGAUCAUUGUGCAUUUUCUGAGCAGCCACAUCACAGUGCGUGGUUGGUCCAACUUGCUAUAAGUACACAGCGCAUGGUGCCUUGAUCCUGGAACACUUGUCCAUACAUGUAUGUACUCUCUCAACGACAACUAAACCAGCAAUCAAACUUGAAGUCAGUUCUCAUCCCAAGCCAGCCAGUUAACGGGGCCAUCACUUCUCUCUGGAAAUUGACGUCCCAUACUAUGGACAGGUCUUGCUUCCUCUGUUGCUUCCUCCAAGAAAACACAAAGCAGUGACAACUUGGUGUCACAUUUGCCGUUCGUUGAUUUGAGAGGGCCACUAGAUCUGACAACUCAGUCUUCGAACACAGACUUCGAACGCAGAUUCCAAUUUGUUUCCUACCAAAUAGGAAGUCGAAACUAAUUAGAAGGACCUGGCUACAUUAACAUCUUUGGUCAUAACCUAUGGUGCUGUAAACUUUGCCAAAGUAAAUGGCCCCGUGAGCAGUUGUUAGUUACAAUUGUACUUCUGGUGCGUGUACUUCUGGAAAAAAACUUUGUUCCCUGUAUCAUAUUUGAGAGGCAAGCUUUGAACUUGUAAUUCCCAACUGUACUGCUGCUGAAUAAACCUCCAGUCAUCCUCACCAUUCAUACUUGUCUCGCUAGAUUUCGUUGUCAUCUGCGAACCACUUUCUUCAGCUCUGCAUUCAGGGAGCAAACUUCUGCUGUGUUUCUCUGCCCCACGUUAUCUGUACAAGACACUGAACAGUUGGAUUUACUAGUAUUUGACACGUCUGUACAGACACAGGUAGCAGCAAGACUCUGUGUCAAUCAUGUGGUCGUACGAUGCAAAUGUCUCCAUCUAUGCCCAAGCUACAACAUCCCUUGCUCAGCUGGACAUUCUGGUCUGUACCUUCUUCACCUGUGUCUUCCAGAACAACAGCGACAACUGCUCCGUGGCCUAUUCCUUUCCCCAGAUGGAUCAUCCACUGAUCUGGGAUGAAACGGGACCAUCUCCCUGGGCACCGAUGAACGAAUCCUUUGAUGUACCAAGCAAUGAAAGAUACGAACUGUUGAACCACUCGUUGCGAAUCGUUGCUUUUCAGAAUCCGGCAGAGGCUGACAAGUUUGUGUAUUCCAGUACUCAGACUGUGUUGUUUGGUUUUGUCCUGCCUGUCCUUAAACUACUAGGGAUCCUAUCCAUUCUGUCUUUUUUCUUUACCCUUUGCAGAGUUCCCUCCAUGCGGAAUAUCACUAAUUUCUAUCUGACUAAUUUGGCUGUUGCAGAUUUGAUGGUCUUGAUUUCAGAGGCCACCCAUGAGCAAUGUGUGGCUUUGACAACACAAACUGAAUUGGAUGUAUCAUAUUUGGGGAACUCAGCCCAAGCAGUUCUUACUCUCUUAUCGUUCACAUGCAAUAUGGGUGUUAUUUCAUCUAUAGCCUUUGUAACACUGCUGUCUUAUGAUAGAUAUUUUGCCAUCUGUUACCCUUUCCAACACCGUAAUCUCAAUCUGAAGCGACGGGCAAUACGAGCAGCAGUUUGCAUAUGGGUACUGUCUUUUUCCAUUAAUUUGAUUGUUUUCUUUGAUCGGUUUCUGGCCUUAAAUGUACCACCAAUCAAAUGUCUUGUUUGGCCAACUGAAGAAAAGUAUAAACAUCUAUCAGGUAAUGUGCAGUUGUUUUUGAAUAAUGAUGCAACUUUGGGCACUUUGAAUCUGGUUGUACAUUAUGUGUUUUUCUGUGUACUCAUGUUGAGUUUGAUCCUCACAGUCACUUUCAAUAUGCUCCUUAUUAAGGGACUGCAUGCACCAAAUCCAACCGGUGAUCAGAUCCGAGGUCCGUCAAAACAUCUACAAAGAGUGACUCUGAUACUUGGCAUCAACACAGCAGUGGUGUUUGUCUGUUUUCUGCCCCAAGCUAUAACUGGCUUAGUUGGAAUUUUAGUGCAAAGCAGCGAAGAAGUGAAUGUAAAUGAAGAUGUGAAAUGGAAAUUGGAUCUGAUGACUGCUUGCCUCUUAAUCAUGAACUCGUCCAUUAAUUCAGUCAUAUUCAAUGCUGGUAGUGGAAGGUACAGGAAGGCCUUCAAGCAAGCCUUCUGCUGCAGAAAGAGGCAGCAAGUACCAACGAACAAUAUCCCUCUGCAGACAUUACCAAGAGCAGAUCCUGCAGAUAGAAUAAGAUCAUAGGAUCCAAAAGCAAAACUCCCCUUUCAGAGAGAAAAGAAAAGAAAAGAAAUACAUGUAAUGUUAUCCUCAUAGUGCUGUAGCUGAACCCCAAACCGAACUGAAUAUAGCCAAACAUGGCAUUCUGAACCGAACUGAACUGAACCGAAAUUGUUGGUUCAGAAGUUUGGAAAAAUUCUAUUUUUUUGAAAGUGCUAGAAAUGCUAAAAUUGAAAUGCAUGGAUGAUUGAAUUCACAGUGUUAACAAGUCACUAUAUUCAUCUUCAUUGUUUGGUGGGCUAAACUCUGCGAUUUUUCGUCUUCGGUGUGCAUAAUCGGUACAACGUAGCAUUGCUAUAGUGUAGACCAUGUGUAUAAUGCAUGCGUGUUGCGUGUGGUAAAGUAACAUCACUGCGUCCUUUGAUAAGCGACCCCCAAAAUAGACAGAGCACAUUCGUGCAGGCAAGAGGGGUUACUGGUGUUGCUCACAAUGCAGUAUUAUUGCUAGUAUUUGGGAAACCCCUUUUUGAUAAUACGCGCUGUGGUGGCACAUGUUCAUGUAUUUUGUUACCGCAACCGUAGUGCAAGAAGUCGAUGCCAGUGCGUGAUUUUCUAAAUGCCGAUUUACACAAAGAUUUCGUUGCGCUUUUUGUAGGGGACCGAGAGUAACACACCGACUUGAGCGAAAUGGUGACUUUUUAAAAGCCGACUAAAAGCGUGAUCCGGCAUACGUAUGUAUGUACAUAUGUAUGUAUAUAUGAUUUUCAUUGUACAUGUACUUCCGAUCCGAACUGAUAUUCGAGGAAAAAAUCCGAUAUGAACCGAACCAAACCGAACCUGGAGGAUUAGUUUCAGCACUUAAUCCUCCUUCCAAAAGUUUCUUUAAAUUCCAAAAGCUGAAUAGUAAUUUAUUUAUCAUUGAGAAACACAAAUGAGAAACACUGGUAUUUGCUGAUGUCAGUUUUGUAUUGGGGGAGGCAUGGCUUACUUUGUUUUAAAGAAAUAACUCAACUCCUUCUACCACUGCAUUUUCGAUUUCCACAAAUCAACAGAUUUCCAAUGUAAAAUAAAUUAAGUCUAAACACUCUUUUGAUUGUCACAUGUCUGUAAAUGACACUGUACAUAGAACUACCCGCAUAGACAGAUAUUACUGCCUGUUGUUUCCAUGUAAAAUUGAAAA